Messenger RNA from Dromiciops gliroides (monito del monte), 1805 nucleotides. It is a transcript of the gene LRRC15, whose product is annotated as leucine rich repeat containing 15. The transcript has 2 exons. Gene Ontology annotation, cellular component: extracellular matrix. Gene Ontology annotation, molecular function: protein binding. The record is from RefSeq and is a predicted model, not a curated record. Lineage: Eukaryota; Metazoa; Chordata; Mammalia; Microbiotheria; Microbiotheriidae. Bases 60 to 1805 code for a protein of 581 amino acids.
UCCCACAUCUUCUCUGGACUGCCUCUUCUCAGCAGCUGCCCCAGAGGAGGAGCUGUGCCAUGGAGCUGAAGGGCUAUGUGCUCUUGGCCGUGGGCCUCCAGGCCCUGGCCCUGGCCUCUUCCUGCCCCAGUGAGUGCACUUGCUCCAAGGCAUCCCAGGUGGAGUGCGUGGGAGGACGGAUCCUGGUGGUGCCCAGCCCUCUGCCCUGGGAUGCGAUGAGCCUGCAGAUACUCAACACCCACAUCCGAGAGCUGAACUCUCAGCCCUUCCUCAACGCCACGGCUCUUAUAGCCCUGCGCAUCGAGAAGAACGAGCUGUCGCAGAUCGCGCCCGGCGCCUUCAGCCCUCUGGGCUCCCUGCGCUACCUGAGCCUGGCCAACAACCGUCUGCAGACGCUGCCCGGCGGCCUGUUCCAGGGCCUGUACAACCUCGAGUCGCUGCUGCUGUCGGGAAACCAGCUGCUGCACGUCAGCCCGGCGCACUUCGUGCCCUUCAGCAACCUGAAGGAGCUGCAGCUGCACGGUAACCGGCUGGAGCUCAUCCCGGACGGCUGCUUCGACAACCUCCCCGGCCUUAUCAAGCUGAACCUGGGCCAGAACAACCUGGGCCGCCUCUCGCCGCACCUCUUCCAGAGGCUGGGCCAGCUGCAGGUGCUGCGCCUCUCCGAGAACCAGCUGGCGGAGAUCCUGCCGGGCACCUUCGACGGGCUGGGCAGCCUGCAGGAGCUGGCGCUGCAGCAGAACCAGCUGCGCCACCUGCCGCCGGGCCUCUUCCAGGGCAACGGGCAGCUGGAGAGGCUCUACCUGUCUAACAACCAGUUGUCGACGCUGCCGCGAGGCCUCUUCCUGCAGCUGCCGCGCCUCAACCGGCUUACGCUGUUCGCCAACGAUCUGCGGGAGCUGCCGACCGGCCUGUUCGGGCCCAUGCCCUACCUGCGGGAGCUCUGGCUCUACGACAACCAGCUCCAGCACAUCCCCGACGGCGCUUUCGAACCGCUGACCCAGCUGCAGGUGCUCGUGCUGAGCCGCAACCAGCUCCAGUCCAUCGCCCCUGGCGCCUUCCGAGGCCUGACCUCUCUGCGCGAGCUCUCGCUGCACACCAACGCGCUGCAGAACCUCGACGGACAGGUCUUCCGGGCCCUGGUGAGCCUGCAGAACGUGUCCCUGCAGAAUAACCGACUUCGUUUUCUGCCUGGCAACCUGUUCGCCGGCGUCAACGGCCUCACCACCCUGCAGCUGCAGAACAACCAACUGGAGAGCCUGCCCGUGGGCAUCUUCGACCACCUGGGCCAGCUGUGCGACGUGCGGCUCCAGGACAACCCGUGGCGCUGCGACGCUGGCAUCGAGCCCCUCCGCGUCUGGCUCCUCACCAACAGCGCCCGGCUGGGCGGCUCGGACCUGCUCCCUGUGUGCUCUAGCCCGGCCGAGGUCCGGGGCCAGGCCAUCAUCGUGGUCAACGUCAACGUCAACGUGCUGUCGCCCAGCCCGAGCUACCCUGAUGUUUCCCAGUAUCCCGACACCCCCCAGUACCCGGACACAUCUCGGUACCCGGACCCCACCUCCAUCUCCUACACAACCGAGUACACCACCGUCGAGGAGGACCAGACCGACCUGACCACCAUCGAGGGCACAGGGGAUCGGGACGUGUGGGGCAUGACCCGCGCCCAGAGCGGCCUGGCCAUCGCCGCCAUCGUCAUCGGCUGCAUCGCGUUGGCCUGCUCCUUGGCGGCCUGCAUCUGCUGCUGCUGCUGCAAAAAGCGCAGCCACGCUGUGCUUAUGCAGAUGAAGGGGCCCAACGAGUGCUGA